Molecule: messenger RNA, 1760 nt
Organism: Lolium perenne
Lineage: Eukaryota; Viridiplantae; Streptophyta; Magnoliopsida; Poales; Poaceae
Molecular function (GO): protein binding
Source: RefSeq, a predicted model, not a curated record
CGGUGACAAGCCAAAGGUCAAUUAACUCGGCCAGCUCACCCUCUCCCCUGUUCCGGUGCACCAUAAUCUCCCUGAGACCUCAGUACCGAGAACACCAAGCACGGCCACGUACCGGCGGUAUUGAUCGCCGCUCACUAGCGUCCUCGUGCGUACGUGCCCCCUGGCCGCGGCCCGCGGGACGAUAGGCAGCUGUCGCCGGCCGGCCGUGGCGGCGGCGCACCUCAAUAAAAGCACCACCUUUUCGUACCCUGCAGGAUGUCAAAACCUCUCCACUCAAACUUUCAAGCCCAAGGUGCUCUCCACGUCCGCCGGAACCACAAAGUCACGAACCCAAGUACUACACAACCCAACCCAUCUUCCGCCAGCACCCCAUCGCUUCCGAGCUCGUGUACGCGCGCUCGUACGUACGUGUAUAUACCUCCUUGAUCGAUCGAUGCCCACAUGCGCCGGCGCUGAUACAUCACACAAGCCGGCGAUGGCUGCGGCAGCGGGAAGCGAGGGCACGGCGAUCAGGAGGGCGGUGAAGCGGCUGAGCUUCGGGGCGUCGUGGGAGGAGAAGGCGGAGGCGGCGGCCGAGGUCGGGAGGCUGGCGCGGUCCGACGAGCGCACGAAGCGGGCGCUCCCGGAGCUCGGCGUCGUGCCGCCGCUCCUGUCCAUGCUCGUGGACGCAGAAGGAGAAGGAAGCACCGGCGCGCGGACGGCCGCGGCCAGGGCGCUGCUCGAGCUCGCCAGAGGAACGCACAGAAACAAGGUGCUCAUAGUAAAGGCCGGCCUGCUCAAGAAGCUGCCGCUGCUGAUGGCCGAUAGGGACUUGGCAACAAGCCACGACCUCGCGCUCCUCCUCCGUUCCGUCUCAUCGUUGGCCAACACCGACUUCCCGCUCCCCUCCGCCGACCUCCUCCCCUUCCUCGUCGCCACCCUCAGCGGCACCACUGCAGACGUCCCGGCCGACACGAAGCUCUCAUGCCUGGCCGCGCUCGGCAACCUCUCGGCCAACCUCGAGCACGUCCGUUCCGUGGCCGCUAGCGGCGCCGUGCGCGCUCUGUUCACGCUCUCCCUGGACGAGGCAACGUCGGAGGCGGCGCUGGGCGUGCUCGCGGACGUGGCGGCGGCGAGCCCGGCGGGGCGGCGGGAGAUGGCGAAGGAGGAGGCGGCGGCAGGGGCGCUGGUGGAGGCCGUGGCGCGGCAGGAGAACGCGCGGUGCCAGGAGCACGCGACGUACCUGGUCAUGGCGCUCGCGCACGGCGGUGGUGACGCCGGACGGGAGCUCAUGCGGCGGAUGCGGCGGAUCGGCGCCGUGCAGGCGCUGCUCCAGGUGUCGCUGCUCGGGAGCCCGCUGGCUCAGAGCAGGGCGGCAAAGAUCCUGCAUUGGUUUAAGGGCGACGGGCAGGACAGGAUCAGGGCGCACUCCGGCCCGCGGACUGAAUCCACGACGUCGUGCCAUGGCAGCCACGACGACGGGACGAAGCCUUGCCAGAACGCCGUGGACAGGAUAGUGAAGCAGAGCCUCGACCGGAACAUGAAGUCCAUUAUGCGGCGAGCCACGGCGUCGGUGGAUAUGACGGCACAUGCCACUAAGAUGUUGGUGGCGAGCUCUAGUUCCAAGAGCUUGCCUGCCUGAACUUGUAUACAGAAUGUCUCUUGAUGGUGUAAAAAUGGUUAGACAUAAACUUGAUGUAACCAGAAAUCCAAGUCCGGAAAUAUCUCGCGCGUGCUCCCGUCUAGGAAGUGACCAAGUUUGAGUCCGGUCACUAGUCGUA